AUGUCUCUCCCUGAUAGAAGACCUCGAGAGAUCUUGUGCGAGGGGCCUGAAGGAGCUCAAUUUGCAUUCUACGCGGUGUUGUUUGAUGACAAGCUUGUGUUGAAUAUUCUUAUAGACGGAGUCAUGGACACUUCGUUCGACUUGCCGCUCUCGACUCUGAAGGUGAUCGACUCGCAGGUGCUAGCCAGUGACGAGUCGUUGGGCAUUGAGCCUGUGGUGCUUGUAGGAGAUCCUCAUAAUUUGAAGCUUCAGGUGGUCGCUGGCCAGAUCGGGAAAGUGGUGUAUCUGAUGGGCAAUAGGAAAAACGUGAUUUUGACGAUGGGCUCUAGGUGGUUUGGCAAGGAUCCGAAGGACGGUGAUUUCGAUAAGUUGAUGUUUGUGCUUGGAAAGAUCAAGGAGCUUCUACUAAAACCAUGA
Messenger RNA from Candidozyma auris, 417 nucleotides. RefSeq lists its product as uncharacterized. Lineage: Eukaryota; Fungi; Ascomycota; Pichiomycetes; Serinales; Metschnikowiaceae. Bases 1 to 417 code for a protein of 138 amino acids. The transcript has a single exon. The record is from RefSeq and is a predicted model, not a curated record.